AUGAAGAUUGCCCAGAACUGUACCCAGUCGACACACCAACUAUCCAAGUUCGAAUCUCCUCAAAAGGACACCCCAACCUACGCGGACAUGUCUUACGACAACUCAUUAGUGGGUACCCCCACACUCAACGAUCUCACACUCAUACAAGCACUACAGCCUUACAGCAACAAAGAACCAACCAUAACCACAAUUCCUCACACCAGUAACCGCAUCUUCUCCAUACACACUGACAACCCAACAAACACCCCUCAUUACAUUCAAAUAAAUUACAAAAACAAAUCCCUCAACAUCCUAGUAGCAAUCAACGGAAGGAAACAAGCUUGCCAGACUUGCUCUUCAACCUCGUAUUGGACCAACCACUGUCCAACAUCUAAUGUAAAACUGACAACAUCACUGGCACCAGCCGCACCUGCACAGCAGCAAUUAACAAAACCUCCUAAAUCUACGAUCCUGCAAGCCACCCUCACUACGACUGCACCGACUUCACCAACCAAAGAGCCCAAAACUCAAUUCAAGAAACCAACUAGUCCAGCUAAACCGCAAAGCAAACCAACAACCCCUAGUUCAAGCACAGCGAAAACACCAACCGUUAAACCAUCUGAAUCAACAACCCCCAAAUCGAACCCUCCUUCACCAUCCACGCUAAACCCAGCCAAGUUCACGUUUACAGCGAAGCCAACCCUUGUAUAUAGACAUAGCAGAGAUACAGAAAUGCCCGAGUACACAAGUCCAAAAAGGAAAAAGGAACACAGUCCGACAGACACAAAGCAAUCAAAAAGCCAAAAAACAACAAAGCGGGUACAUGACAACAAACUCUGCAGGUUUUACACCCAGCGAUGCAAAUCAGUUGAGGAAGCUAAAAUACACGAACGCCAUGAACAUGGGGAUUUCUUACUUUGUGAAAUUUGUAUUGACAAGAUUCCGCACACAUAUUGGACUUGGUACCUAGACAUAUACGGGCACUAUAUAAAAAACCAUCCUGUAGUAACGAUGUACUCCUGUCACUCUUGCAACCUCUGCCUCCCUUUAGAAAGUAUAAAGGCUCACACGGAAAGCCACCACCCGCCACCCAAAUAA
Messenger RNA from Physella acuta, 1077 nucleotides. RefSeq names its product mucin-2-like. NCBI's taxonomy places the organism in Eukaryota, Metazoa, Mollusca, Gastropoda, Physidae. The record is from RefSeq and is a predicted model, not a curated record.